Messenger RNA from Coccinella septempunctata (seven-spotted ladybird), 1298 nucleotides. RefSeq names its product mitochondrial import inner membrane translocase subunit Tim23 (gene Tim23). Gene Ontology annotation, cellular component: TIM23 mitochondrial import inner membrane translocase complex; mitochondrial inner membrane. Gene Ontology annotation, molecular function: transmembrane protein transporter activity. Gene Ontology annotation, biological process: protein import into mitochondrial matrix. The record is from RefSeq and is a predicted model, not a curated record. The transcript has 4 exons. Lineage: Eukaryota; Metazoa; Arthropoda; Insecta; Coleoptera; Coccinellidae. The coding region runs from base 93 to 689 and encodes 198 amino acids.
AAUCAUCACGUUUUCUGUCUUUUCCUUUGAUGUAAUAAUCCUUGUUGGUUCAGGAGAACUUCUGAUUUUAUUUUAAAUAUUAUAAAUUUAAUAUGUCGAAUAUAAGUGAAGAUGGAGAUAUCUACUCUAGUCAAGGAAAUUCACCUUUUUCUGGAUUGACAGGUGCUUACAAACCAUUUUCAUCACCUUACCUGAACUACGAUCCAGGAUAUUUAAAUCAAGCUCAACCAGAAUUCAUAUUUCUGGAUGGAGCAAGUAAACAGAGAGGCCGAAUGGAAUUGGCCUUUGGACAAAUUGGGGGAUCAUGUAUGAUAGGAGCUGGUAUAGGUGGUGCCACAGGUUUUUACAAUGGACUUCGUGCUACAACAUUAGCAGGACAAACUGGAAAAUUGAGAAGAACUCAAUUAAUAAAUCACAUAAUGAAAAAGGGUAGUGCAACAGCGAAUACAUUUGGAUCAGUUGCUGUGAUAUAUUCAGCUUUUGGAGUAAUUCUCUCAUGGGUACGAGGGACUGAUGAUGAUCUUAAUACAAUAGCAGCAGCUACAGCAACAGGUCUUUUAUAUAAAUCCACAGCUGGUUUGAAGAAAUGCGGAAUUGGAGGAGGAAUAGGAUUAGGUGUAUCCUUAAUAUAUGCUUUCUGGAACAACAGAGAUAAACUCACAGCCAUAAGGACAUUCAAUCCAGCGUAAGAACUAUUCUCGCAUUUUGAUGGGAGGUUGUAACAUUUUCAAAGGUUUAUCUUUUUGAGACUUCAGAAUUAAUAGUUAUAGCACUUAGUCCGAAAACCUCACCUAGGAGUUCUCUCUACAGAUUAAUUAUUGGUAUAGUUUGUAUUAUGUAUAUAUCGAUUCUUUAACUCUAGAGAAAAUGUUAUUGAAAAUAAACUCUAAAUGAGGAGAACAUCUUCCAUGGAAACAGUUUUUCAUCUUAUCUGAGUAAUUUGAUAAAUAUUUCUCAUGGAUAUAAAAUAGAUUCUUCAUGUGUGAUUGAAACAGUUAAAUGUUUGGUUACUCACUGUAACGAUAGAUUUAUUUUGUGUUAAUUUAUAACAUUACUUUACAGUCUGAAAAGUGAUGCAAAAGUUGAAAAAAAAAGAUAUAAAUGAAAUAAACAAAAAUUGGACAGUACAGACUUUCAAAUAAUAAAAUAUUUUGAUUUAAUUGAAAUUGUCAGAAUAGAAAGCUCGUUUAUCAGACUGUGAAGAAAGUCAGAAAAAUCAAUUUUAGUUUCUUUAAUAUUGUUUGCUGUGAUAUUGUGCUAUAAGCUGUGAAGAUUUCAAUAAAUUAACCAACUAGGAA